Messenger RNA from Lodderomyces margitis, 1629 nucleotides. Its product is annotated as sap145. NCBI's taxonomy places the organism in Eukaryota, Fungi, Ascomycota, Pichiomycetes, Serinales, Debaryomycetaceae. The record is from RefSeq and is a predicted model, not a curated record. The coding region runs from base 1 to 1629 and encodes 542 amino acids. Gene Ontology annotation, biological process: mRNA splicing, via spliceosome. Gene Ontology annotation, cellular component: U2-type spliceosomal complex; catalytic step 2 spliceosome; precatalytic spliceosome. The transcript has 2 exons.
AUGUCAAGAAGUCCACUGGAAACACCUGCUCCCGAAGCAAACACAUUACCUGGCCUUUCAACUCCCAACUUAAACAGCUCAGCCUCUAAUGCUCCCAGAAAUACUACGAACGCAUCAACUACAGAGAAGAAGACGACUGCCUUUGAUAUAGCACAUGAUAUAGAGCGUGAGCUAGCGAAAGCAACUGAGUUGUUGGAUCAAAACGAUAAAGAAAUAAGUGCAAAGAUAGACUCUACACUCAAAAAGAGAAAGCUCGAAGAGCAGACAAGCAAUACGUCUAAAAACGAUCACGAAAAUGAUACGACUGAGGCAGUACACGAAACUAACCAUGCUGGUCCUGGUGCGAAGGAGGAUCACGAACAUGCAACUCCCGACAUCAAAAUAGAUGAAAACGACCCUCUUCUACAACAAUAUGAGACUGUUUUAAGGAAGUUUAAUCAUGAACCUACCAAAGAGGAGUCACAGAUAGUUGAGGCGCCUAAUAGUAAUGACUACACCCACGAGGAAACUUCAGGCGAUUCCGAAGAUGAGAAUGAUGAAGAGCAUGGACAAAGUUCGAAACUAUCCAAACGGCAAUCAAGGCUACGAAACAAGGUCCCGCUAUCGUCUCUCAAAAUGUCUACACACCUCCCGGAGCUAGUGGAACCCACUGACGCCGACGCCCAAGAUCCCUACCUACUUGUAUUCAUCAAAUCUCAACCAAAUGUCAUUCCCGUACCUUCACACUGGAGCUCAAAACGCGAUUACCUUUCUUCCAAACGCGGAAUUGAAAGACCGCCAUUUCAGUUACCGAAGUUCAUUCGAGAUACCGGUAUUGAAGAAAUGCGACAGACUACUGGCGAUGAUCGUACCUUGAAGCAGCAACAACGAGAAAGAGUGCAAGUGAAAUUGGGCCGGCUAGAUAUGGACUAUGAGAAACUCUACCGUGCAUUUUUUCACAAUCAGUCCAAACCUAGACUAUCUUCGUUUGGUGAGUUGUAUGAAGAAGGUAAAGAACUAGUUGAUGAAAUGACCAAUGAGGCAAAAAAAUGUAAACCUGGUGUAGUGUCGAAAGAGUUGAGAGGAGCUUUAGGAAUGAAUGAAAAUGACUUAAGCAUCCCACCUGCUUGGAUAACUAUUAUGAAAGAUAUCGGUAAACCGCCAUCGUAUCAGGAUUUGAUUAUUCCGGGAAUUGAUGAGGACUAUAAUAAUGGCGGGUAUAGAGAUAGACAUGCCGAUGGGGACGUGAAUGUCGAGCAUUGGGGAAGCAUCAAGGCCCUAGUUGAAUCAGAAAGUGAAGGGGAAGACGAGGAGGAGGAGGAGGAGGAGGAAAAUGAGGGUGGGGAGAGUGGCGACGAAAGUGAAUCUAGGAACAGUAUACAUCAUAAUGAAAACGGAAUUGCUAAUGACUCUGAUAGUGAAAAAGAAGAACAUGAAGUCGGCCAAGAUCAGGAGAACAAGAGUUCUCUAAAGGACGUGUUAAUCAACAUGUUUGAUGAUAAAGCCCCACCAGAGGUUGAUGACAGCAGGGCAACUGAAGAUGCCACUGACAAGUUUCUAUACCAAGUUCUUGGGGAAAAGAAAUCAGAUGGCCAGUCGUUGACUGGGCACGCCUAUGACCUAGAUAAGCUGAAACGCCACACUCCAUAG